AUGGGAAUACAUCAUUACAUUUUCGAGCUAGUUGCUCCUACCACUGCUAUCGGUGCUGUUUUUGUUCUUCUUAUAGGUCCCAUAUUCUUUCCACGUGUUUAUAUUUGGUUUUUGUUGGCUUACUUCACAACUUUUUUAUAUAUUUCUGUAAACCAUUUUCUAAAAUUUUGUUUAACUGUACGAAACAUCAAAAAGAACAUUCGAGAUUGGAAUGCAAAACAAGAGCAGCAAUCUUCAUCACGAGAUUAUGAUUCUAAGGAAGUGGUUAAAAGUACUGCUACCAAUAAUGGAAGGAUAACUCCAACAAGGAACGGUUAUACGUCUGUAUCUGUAUCUAUGACUGAUGAUGAUAACAAAUACAGCGAGAUGGAAAGUGCGCUUAAACAAUAUGAAGGACAGUAUAUUCACGCUUUCGUUAUUCCAAAUUAUGAGGAACCAGAGCCGUUAUUAAGAGAUACUAUCAAGAGAUUGGCUCAACACAGGAACGCUACCACGACUUAUGUUGUUAUAUUGGCAAUGGAAGAGUCUGAAGUCGACCAAGCUUCAAAAGCUGCAAGUCUCAAGAGAACUUUUGAUGGCUCUUUCCGUGACUUUAUUAUAACGGUUCAUCCAAAAGAUGUCCCUGGUGAAAGUCGAGGCAAAGGUAGCAACGUCGCGUAUGCAGCUCGUGAGGCAUGUGAACUUUUGGCACGAAAGGUCGACAAACGGCACGUAGUAUUUACGAUCACAGAUUCAGAUUCUGCAAUUCCAGAACUUUAUAUUCGUCAAAUUGAAAAAGCAUUAUCAGAAUCCGAAGAUCCUUAUAAUACCAUUUGUUCCCCUCCAAUUUUCUUUUCAAGAAAUGCAUUGGAUGUUCCCGCUGCUGUGCGUGUUACUGACAUUAUGUGGUCAAUUAUGGUCAUGCAAAAUUUAAGUAAUCCCAGAGGAUUAGCAUUUCCUUGUUCUACGUAUAGUUUAAGCAUGGUUCUUGCUGAGCAAGUUGGUUUCUGGGAUACCGAUAAAGAUGCUGUUGGUGAAGAUCUACAUAUGUGGCUUAAAUGUUUUUUCAAAACUGGUGGUGUUGCUAGAUCUGUUCCUAUAUUUGUUCCGAUAAACCUUACCAACGUUCAAACUACCGGUUAUUUUUCAAAUAUUUAUGCUCGCUUUGUCCAGGCUAAGCGUCAUUACAAUGGUGUUGCCGACGUUGCUUAUUCAUUGAAAUCUGCUUUUAGUAGUGAACAACAUUCUACCACUGAUACCGAAUCACUUCUUUUGAGUUCAUCUUUAAUGCCAGUUUAUAAUCCCUCUUCUGGAAAACGACCGUCUUGUCUUAUGUCCUGUUCAUUUUUUGAUAAGCUAGUUGUGGUACUCCAUGUUCUUGAAGCUCACAUGAUUCCAUGCACGUCUGGUUGGUUAAUGUUUGCUGCAGUACCUAUAACACAAUUUCUGCUGAUAUCCACGUAUUCGCCUAUAUCUAGCUAUUAUCCAAACUUCCAAAAUCCAAUUGUUACUUCAGAAUUUUAUGCAUAUAUGUUUUCUCUAGUACAAGCAGUGGGCGUAUUAUUACCUAUGCCUUUACUCUUGUGCGCAAUGCUAUACGAAGGAUUGCAUAAGACGGUAGAUGCAGAGUUGUUUAAGAAAGGUACUAGUGAAACACGGUCGUGGAAAAAUUACAUGGAUUAUGCUUGGUUGCCUGUUAGCGCUUGGUUAUUUAUGACUUUACCAAGUACUUUGGCUUGCGUUAAAAGACUCACUAGAAGUAAUGAUAAAUAUGUUGUAGCCGCUAAAAAUAUAUUCACUGAAGCACUUACAGAAUAA
Messenger RNA from Dentiscutata erythropus, 1797 nucleotides. The record is from the annotation of a GenBank genome assembly. NCBI's taxonomy places the organism in Eukaryota, Fungi, Glomeromycota, Glomeromycetes, Diversisporales, Gigasporaceae.